CCACAGGAAGCUUGACGCUGCACGGGAGGGGGGGGAAAGGGGGUGGGGGCAGGCCACACCACAGAGCCUGGGACCAGAAGGACACACAGACGCAGGGCUCUGGCCAGUGAGGGCAAGACUGGCCAAGGAUGGUGACACCCAGGACUCUGGAGGUCCUGCUUCUCUCGCUCCUCCUGCUCUGGGCCUCAGGUAUGGAAAAUUCUAGGAAGGAACUGAAGAACGAACCUGAGCAACCGAGAAAUGUCUGCCUGGGGCUCAUCAAUAAGGGCCAGUAUGAAUCUUUCCACCUGGGGAAUACUGCUAAGUGCUUUUCGAAGUGCACGCAGUCAAACACUGAAGCCUGUGACCUGGAAAACUUGCAAAGGUACUGGCUGAAAUUUGAGGACCAUCUGGUGGAGAGUCAGUCGGGCAUAGUGAAUAUGUCUUUUUUGAAGGCUGCUGUCCAGAAUGUCAGCACCAACAUCUCAGAAGACCUGCUCUUCUCUCUGACGCCUUCCCAGGUUCCAAGGCAGAUGACAGAGGAUGAGCAUGAUCAUCCCGACAGAGUCCGGCUGCCCAGGAGCCUCUUUGAAUCCCUGCAGGGCAACAGGUCGGAAGUCUGGCUGGCCAUCACCAUCCUGGACAUCGGUCCGGGGAAUCUCUUCAAGGGGGCCCAGCUCAGCCCGGAGGACAGCAGCCACGUGUUGAACAAUCGCCUGGUGGGCUUGAGUUUGGGCCGUAUACCUGUUGGCCCACUGGUUGAGCCUUUGGAGAUCACCUUCUCCCACCAGCACCUACCCCCUAACAUGGCCCUCAGCUGUGUAUUCUGGGAUGUGACUAAAGGGUCAACAGGACGCUGGUCUUCCACGGGCUGCUCCACGGAGCUCAGAGCCAAGAGGACCAUCUGCCGCUGUAACCAUCUGACCUUCUUUGCUUUGCUGCUGAGGCCGAUCUUGGACCAGGCCACCGUGCAAGCCCUCGUUCGCAUUUCCCGGGCUGGCUGUGGAGCCUCUAUGAUCUUCCUGGCCUCCACUGUCAUCCUCUACGCUGCCCUAAGGUUCUACCGGCAGAGGUUCAAGUCAGAAGAUGCCCCCAAGAUCCACGUGGCCUUGAGCAUCAGCUUGUUUCUCCUGAAUCUUGCCUUCUUCAUCAAUGUGGAGCGUGACCGUGUGCCCUUGGAUACCGUCUGCUGGAUCCAAGGGGCCAUCUUCCACUACUUCUUACUCUGCACCUUCACCUGGAUGGGCCUAGAAGCCUUCCACCUCUACCUGGUGGUCAUCAAGGUCUUCAACACCUACUUUGGGCACUACUUCCUGAAGCUGAGCCUUGUGGGCUGGGGCCUGCCCGCCCUAAUCGUCAUUGGCACCGGGAGUGCCAACAGCUAUGGCCGCUAUGCCAUCUACGACAAGAUGAAUGGUACCACACUGCAACUGUGCUGGUUCCAUGAGAAGACGGCUCUCUCUGCCCUCUACAUCACUGUCCAUGGCUACUUCCUUGUCACCUUCCUCUUCAGUGCUGUGGUCCUGGGCCUGGUGGCCUGGAAGAUCUUCACUCUGCCAAGUGCCACAGUAGGCAGGGAGCAGGGGCUGAACUGGAAGGGCGUCCUCACUGUGCUGGGCCUCUCAAGCCUCGUGGGUGUGACCUGGUGGCUGGCCAUCCUCACGCCCCUGGGCCUGUCCACCAUCUAUGUCUUUGCCCUAUUCAACUCCCUGCAAGGUGUCUUCAUCUUCUGCUGGUUUGCCACACUCUACUUCCCAAGCCGUGGUGCCAUGUCCUCUUCUUCUGGCACUGCCCGAGUCGACCAGGUCCACACCACGUCGCACGAAUAGGAGACCUCCGUAUGGUCAGGCUGGGAGUUGGCGCUACCUUCUGGACUCAGCUCUGACUCCCUGUGUGACCUCAGGCUGCUCCCUGUUCCCUCUGGGCUUCAGUUUCCAUGUUUGUAUGAUGGGGCUGGGGUGGGAGGAAAUGGGGACCAGGUUGGACCCACCUAGCCCCAAAGGUUCCAUCUAGAUACUUCUGUGGGUCCUAGAGUCCACAAAUCCAGAAUUGCAGGAGUCUAUAACCUACAACUCUAAGACCCCUGGCAGCAGAGAGCGAUGCCCCCCAUCCCUACCCCCUACCUUCAUAGCAAAGCAGCUUAUCUCUGGCAUUGGCCCCUUCCUGAUCUCGGUAAUAAGGGAGUCUGUUGCUCGCACAGCCCCUUGAAGGAGCCUAGCCUCUCCCCUCCCUCCCUCUUGCCACUACCCUCCCACAACCCCACCUCUGGCUGCCUGUCUUCAUCCCCUUAGGCACUGGGGCAGCUGCAGACGAGACCUUUGGGCCUGUCUUCAUGGAUGGGCUCCCACUGUUCAGGAGGUGCCAGCCCUCCAGCUAUCUGUGGACACUGAAUUUCAGGGAAUGCCAUUUAUUCAGUAGCGGGUGUGAUGCCACAAGCAGGCCCUCUCCCCACUCUGACUGCCAGAUGCGUCCUGUCACCGUGGGGUGGAGGGCAGAUGGUCCAGGGCUCUGCACACUCAUGGGCUCAGGGGCAGAGCAGGGGGGCAGCAGGCUGGGCUGAGCAGAGACAGGGCAGG
Molecule: messenger RNA, 2555 nt
Organism: Nyctereutes procyonoides (raccoon dog)
Lineage: Eukaryota; Metazoa; Chordata; Mammalia; Carnivora; Canidae
Gene: ADGRG3
Product: adhesion G protein-coupled receptor G3
Exons: 12
Coding region: 129-1808 (559 amino acids)
Biological process (GO): adenylate cyclase-activating G protein-coupled receptor signaling pathway; cell surface receptor signaling pathway
Cellular component (GO): membrane
Molecular function (GO): G protein-coupled receptor activity
Source: RefSeq, a predicted model, not a curated record